This is a messenger RNA of Vitis vinifera (wine grape), 1359 nucleotides long. RefSeq names its product MYB-like transcription factor EOBI. The record is from RefSeq and is a predicted model, not a curated record. Gene Ontology annotation, molecular function: sequence-specific DNA binding; DNA-binding transcription factor activity. Gene Ontology annotation, biological process: regulation of DNA-templated transcription. Gene Ontology annotation, cellular component: nucleus. The transcript has 3 exons. The coding region runs from base 231 to 1097 and encodes 288 amino acids. Lineage: Eukaryota; Viridiplantae; Streptophyta; Magnoliopsida; Vitales; Vitaceae.
ACCAACCCCAGCCCGCAAAAUUCUAUUCAUUAAGUAUCAAAAGGCAAAAGCACGUGGAAACAUGAAAUGGGGAUUGUACUUUUCUAGUUUUCGAGGUGGAGCUUCGACCAUGUUGGAGUCUAUAAAUUUCUAGCGGGCUGUAGUUUCUCUUGCUUUUGGUAGACACACGGGAAACCUCAUUGUCAUACUCUCUCUGUCUUUCUUUCUCCCCAAGUGUUGUGUUUUUACUUAUGGCCACAGUUGCAAAGAGGAUUAACAACUCUAGUGAAGAAAUUGAGCUUCGAAGAGGACCAUGGACUCUUGAAGAAGACACUCUUCUCAUCCAUUACAUUGCUUGCCAUGGUGAAGGCCGUUGGAACCUGUUAGCUAAAUGUGCAGGAUUGAAGAGGACUGGAAAGAGUUGCAGAUUAAGAUGGCUGAACUAUUUAAAACCAGACAUCAAGCGUGGAAACCUUACUCCACAAGAGCAGCUCUUGAUCCUUGAACUCCAUUCGAAGUGGGGUAACAGGUGGUCAAGAAUUGCACAACAUCUACCUGGAAGAACUGACAACGAGAUCAAGAACUACUGGAGAACAAGGGUGCAAAAACAGGCAAGGCAACUCAAGAUCGAGUCUGAUAGCAAGAGGUUCAUCGAUGCGGUUCGGCGUUUCUGGAUGCCCAGAUUGCUCCAAAAGAUGGAGCAAGCCUCUACUUCUUCAACUGCUGCUGAUACUGUGACUACCAACACUACUAACACCACUACCGUGAAUUCCCAGAGCUCAACUAUUCCUGCUCUGCUACCCAACCAGAUCACUGUCUCAUCAUCUCCCCCACAAAGCUCAGUCACUAGCCCAAGUAUUUCUACAUCAGAUUCCAUGAAAAUUCCACUGCUGCCAGAAAUUUCGGAACACCCAACAAGUCCUUCUCAAGCUAUUGGCAACACUGUCCACAACAACCCCGUUAUAAAUGAUUGUUCCUAUGUGGACAGCAGUGUCUAUGACAUGGAGCCUUUGGCUCCUUCGUCAGCAAUAGGGACUUAUGACUUUUCAUUGUUCUCUGACUACCAAAUGGCAGAAAAUGAUUGGAUAGAUCUGUGGAAUGUGGAUAAAUUAUGGUAGUUUAGGGGCACCCAAGAAAAUAACGGGAGAAAAAGAGAAGGUUGUGAUUGUUUAGGAAGUUAGAAGACACGGGCAUCUAGGGUGGACUUGCUGUUAUGGGAGGGUCCACUAUCAGUUCAUGACUGAGACAUGAUAUUCAUCUACAUAUAGGGUUAUUUUACUAUUUGAUAGCUCAAAUAUUAUAGUUUUAGGUUGUGAGUUUGUGACGUAUAUAUGUAAUCAACUGCAAUAAAGCAAAGCAUUCCUGUGGGUGUAGCUCUUC